Coccidioides posadasii C735 delta SOWgp is the source of this 324-nucleotide messenger RNA. RefSeq lists its product as uncharacterized. The record is from RefSeq and is a predicted model, not a curated record. NCBI's taxonomy places the organism in Eukaryota, Fungi, Ascomycota, Eurotiomycetes, Onygenales, Onygenaceae.
AUGUGCAUUCCCGUAAAUAUCACCAAGGCUGGAUGGACUGUCGAGCUCGCUUUCACGGUGCCUUUGCCUUAUAAGGUCAGCGAAGAAACAUACCCGGGCAAUGUGGAAGCGAGAAUACGCUCCGAGCCUGCGACCUACACUCGUAUCAGCAAGAACUCACACUUGGCAGUUCUUUUGGCCAACGCUGCCAUCCGUCCUUCCACCGGGUCAUCCACGGCGGAUAGCGCUGCUGCUGUUCGCGGCUCUACAGCGAGUAAUUCUAGUAGCCCUGGUGGGGUUGAGGCAGAAUGGAAGCCAUCAUUGUUUGCCUUGGAAACAUGGUGA